Molecule: messenger RNA, 3696 nt
Organism: Folsomia candida
Lineage: Eukaryota; Metazoa; Arthropoda; Collembola; Entomobryomorpha; Isotomidae
Gene: IntS2
Product: integrator complex subunit 2
Exons: 20
Coding region: 232-3594 (1120 amino acids)
Biological process (GO): snRNA 3'-end processing
Cellular component (GO): integrator complex
Source: RefSeq, a predicted model, not a curated record
AAUCGUAUCAUUUCCAAAACUCUAAAAGCGAGUCGAACAAAAACAGAAAGGAUAAUUAUUGAUUUUUCUCCUUGAAAUUGAAUUUUUAUGACAAUUAAUCUACUUUAAUUAAAAUAUACUACUUAAACCGAAUAAUUGGCUGUGUCAGAAAGAUAAACUAUAACGGAUAAGCGGUUUGGUUGACCUAAGACCUACUACUGGAACAGACACUCUUUAUUCAUUCGCAGCAGAAUGGACGGAGGAGCGUCAUUGAUGGAACCUGUAGAUCCAGAUGCGUUUGAGUGCAUUGAAACCGGAAGAAUGGACGAAAUCGGGAAAUUUAGUCCCGACCAGUUACGUCCAUUCGUUCCCGUGUUGACAAGAGCUGGACUAUUGCACCAGAGCGAAGCAUUUGCGAAAUCUUCAGAUUUUGUACAACCAAUUUUACUAAAUUUAAUCCAAAACGAAGCUGCCAACAAUAUCGUGAGUUUGCUUCAACUUGAUUAUCAAAAUCUAGAAAUGGACGUCAAAAAGGAACUACAGCUUCGACAAAAGUUGGGGAAUAGGGAACAAGACAGCAUACUCGUGCAAAAUUUAUCUCAGGGCAUUACGUUGGAGUUUGAGAAAGCAGAAGGAACAAGGAAACUUCGCUUGAUUCUGUCUGAAAUAUUAUUUAUUUUAUCUCAGAUGAUCGAACCUCGUCAAGAAUACUAUAUUAAAAUGUCCGACCUGUUUGAUAAUUGGGUUUAUAUGGACGAUAUUUGCGAUGCUCUAUCUAUCGCGAUGGUGGAAAUGCCCAACAUUUUGUCCAUUUGUGAUAUUUGUGAGGCCAUGCUGCACGUCAAAUAUGGCCAAUGGAUUAUAACGAGACUCGUUGCAAACAUGCCAGAUUCAUUCAGCGAAGUUUGCUUCCAUUUAAUUUCAAACGGAGAUAAGUGCGAGGAGGACACAGAAGGUGGACUAAUUCGACUCGAUGCUAUGAAGAUGUUGUGCAAGAUGAAUCCGAAACAAAGUCUGUUAAUAAGAUCUCGUUGUGUUGAAAUGAAUAAGAUGCCAGCUCUAGCUGUUUUUGUCAGUUUAGGUAUUAUUAUUCAUUCUGUUGAAUUUGUUUUAACUCAUGUCACCGGAUGUUUACAAUUGGUUUAUGUAGAAGCUGGCGACACAGAAAAUAACUUGGUACCCUUUCUAUCUGGUAUACUUUUGGGAAACGACCAACCAAUUAGAAAUUGGUUUUCUGUGUACGUUCGAAAUGGACAAAAGAGAAAAUCGGAUGCGCCUAAUUCCCUGAGCAAUAUGCGAGAAUCUAUUUUCACGUACCUGCGGCAAAUUUUAGAAGAAUCCAGAAAGGAAGGGAAUCUGAAUAAUGGGGGUGUUGUCAAAGGAUCCUCAUUGUUAAGACUUUUAUGUGCUCUGAAAGGAAUCGCUGGCUUCAAAUUUCAUGAAGAUGAAAUUUCCCAUCUUGUUAGCUUCAUUACACUACGUGCUCCCAUUACACCUCAAGGCAGCCGAUUUAUAAUUUUAGGACUGUGUACACUAUUAGCUUGCCCUUCAUUGUUGUCAACUCCAGAACAAGAGAGAGUAAUCAUUGAAUGGAUAAGAUCUCUUAUAAAAAUCGAGUAUUCCACUGGGGCGGAUGCUGUUAGCGCUUCCUUUGGCGAAAUUCUUCUACUGAUGGCUAUUCAUUUUCACAGCAACCAAUUAUCAGCAAUUUCAGAUUUAGUUUGCACUACGCUGGGCAUGAAAAUUGCUAUUAGGGUGAACACUAUGGCCAGAAUCAAACAAAUUUUUAUUCAAGAUAUAUUUACUGAGCAGGUUGUCACUGCUCACGCGGUGAGAGUUCCUGUGACACCUUCGUUGAGCGGAGAUCUGUCAGGUUUUCUCCCCGUUCACUGCAUUUAUCAAUUAAUUAAAUCCAGGGCAUUUACCAAACACAAAGUCCCGAUCAAAGAUUGGAUCUAUAGACAAAUUCUUACAACUUGCUUUCCAAUCCAUUCAGUUCUUCCUGCUUUACUGGAAGUGUAUACACAGUCAAUAUUACUCCCAACAAGCAGUACGAUUGGUGGUGCUAAGGUGGAGUUGACAAAUGAACCUUUGAGCGACGAUGAAGUUUUGAGCGCUUUCCAAAGCUUUCAAAAUAAGCGUUUGGCUCCACAACUUUUGAUUCUGUAUUACGUUUUGCUGUACGAAGACAAUCGACUGAAUAAUUGUAGAAACUUGGUCCACAGUUGCAGGAGCAUUAAAUCAUAUUCUGGGAAACUGUUUUCACAAAUUCCCAUAAAGUUUCUACUGCAGGAAGCGCAAAAGAAUCAAAAUCAGUGUGGAGGACUAUUCCCAUCUUUGCUAAAACUUUUAACAACCCAUUUUCCACAAUUAUGUAUCGCCAAUGAAUGGUUGGAAGACAACUUGGCCCUCGCAGAUGACGAACCAGUCUUUUCUGUUACAAAAUGCACUGAUAUUGAUAUAUCUCCUGACAGUUUUGAACAAGCUUUUCUGCGAGUUGCUGACGACCCAGAAGAUUCAAUCCGCCUGUUAGAAAUUUGUAAGCAGCUAACACCUCAUAAGCUGUGGUCAUAUUCGAAAGAUAUUGUUAGUCAAGUUAGAAAAGUGGCCCAGCCAUCAGUAUCAAGAAAAAUACAAGAUUUAUUCCGAGAGGUCUGGUACAAAUUGAACAAUGUGUACCCAAGACAUUUGUGGGAGAUUACGAGCAAUGCCUUAUUGACGGACGGUUCCCUACACUUAACCGCAGACGAAUUAACUGUUGAUCCCCUACAAGUACUACGUUGCGAUACCAGGGUCUUCCGUUGUGCUCCAAUUUUAGACAUUCUCCUUCAUAUCCUGGCGGCUUCAUUAGCUGCGUCUAGAUACUUUCUUUGGAAGCAUCUACAGGAAAACCCUUCUAUGGUUGCCCCCGGACCUAAUCCACAGUCUGACGGCGAACGAGAAGAGCUGAAAGUUGCAUUGGUCGCAGUUCAAGAAAGUGCGGCUGUACAAAUUCUUUUAGAAGCCUGCUUACCUAAUGAAGGGGAUAAAGCUGAGGGAAUUUCGUGUGAUCUAACAUUGAAAGAGAUUCAAAGUUUAAUAUGUUCCUUCCUUCAUCAAAUGUUUAUUGCUGAUCCGACAUUAGCCAAAUUGGUGCAUUUUCAGGGAUAUCCGUUGGAAUUGCUGCCAGUUACUGUUAGAGGUAUCCCUUCCAUGCACAUUUGUUUAGAUUUUAUUCCAGAACUUUUAAGUCAGCCUGAAAUGGAGAAACAGGUGUUUGCUGCACAACUGAUAUCCUACUUAUCCAUGCAGUACGCGUUGCCCAAAUCAUUUAGUAUUGCUAGAAUUGCAGUGACCACUAUGAAUGGCAUGGCAUCAGGUUUGAUGUCGGAGGAAAGAGCAGAAUUUUUUAUCCCUGCACUAUCUGCACUUGAAAGGCUGUGUGUCACUUUCCCUCCUCUAGUGGACGAUAUCGUUGCGCUAUUAAUGCACCUGGGAAAAAUAUGCACUGCCCAAAACGCCGUAGAAAGAAACCGUAUGAGUAGGAUAGUUAGAAACAAACAACUUCUUAAAAAGAUUAACGAGACCUAUUGCCACGUUGUACAGUAUUCAAUGAAGGACAGACAUGUUAUGUAGCUAAAUAACUGAACUCCUUGAUGCGACAAAGAAACAACGCUUAAAGAAUGUAUUUUAAAUGCUGACCGUAAAUAUAUCGUGUUUAUUCAUCAUUAAAAUGUA